CAAACUAGUGAGUAAGCGUGCGAGCGUUUGAAUUCAAGUUAGAAAGAAACUUUACUGUCGGAUAUUAGUCACGUUCUGCUUCACAGCAGAGCCACGGAGCCACAUCGCAGCGCUGCCUCGGUACAACACAGGCUGGAGUCACAGUCACGUCUGUUAAAGUUUGAUAUCAACUUGAGCAUCGAAUUUUAAAUAGCUCCUGGUUUGUUCCGGCUAACGGUACAGGCGUCGCUGCUCGAGGAGACUCCACUCCACCUGAAAUGAAAGCGGGCGUCCACUGCCGUUGCUCAAAAUGCUACUCGGUUCCAGCACGGAAGCGGGUGAGUAAGCGACCUCCAGCCCUGACUUUGCUGUCUCUGCCUGAGGAGGUCCUCCUCUGUGUUCUCCAGUGCCUCUCUGCCGAGGACCUGCUGUCUGUCAGGGCGGUUCACUCCCAGUUGCGGGACAUAGUUGACCACCACUCCAGUGUCUGGGCCAGGGUCAGUUUCAGGGACACGUGGCCAUCCCCCACAACCUUAUGGCUUUUCGAAAGAGCUGCUGAGAAAGGGAAUUUUGAAGCUGCUGUGAAACUAGGCAUUGCGUAUUUGUACAAUGAAGGACCAUUGCUGAGCGAUGAGGGCCGAGCGGAUGUGUGUGGUCGUAAGGCCUCCCACUUCUUCAGCCUGGCAGAGAGCCUGUGCCCCCCCACGGCAGAUCCCUUCAUCUGGGUGUUCAUCCGUCCUCCGUGGUCGCCCACCGGCAGCUGCUGCAAGGCCGUCGUGUUUGACCGUAUCAAGGCCGAGUGCGAAACCAACGUAGAGAAGAGGGGCCCAUUGUUGCACUGUCUGGCGAGAGUUUUGCAGCUGUUUGAAGGGGGUGAAAAACACUCAGAGGCCAUAUCCAUGCUGGAGCAGUCUUCACAGGCUGGCUGUCUUCAGAGCUCCUACCUGUUGUGGGAGCACAACCGUAAAGCAGCUAUGGCAGAUCCAGGCCGGUACCUCCAGUGUGUCCGAACCCUCAGGGACUAUGCUGGCAAAGGAUGCUGGGAGGCACAGUUUUCCUUGGCCAAAGUGUGCGGCACUGGGAACCCACUGGGUUUGGAGGCAAAGGCCUGCUCUGACUUGGUGGCCCAGCUCUUUAGUUUGUCUAACCUGGCUUCACAGCGCUGCUCUCAGGCCAUCCUCAGACGAGGAAUCAAGGACACCAUGAGGUACAUCCUGGUGGACUGGCUCGUGGAGGUGACCACCAUGAAGGACUUCUCCAGCCUCACACUUCAUGUCACCGUGGGAUGUGUUGAUCGUUACUUGGCUCUCCGCUCUGUGCAAAAGGCUCGCCUUCAGCUAUUAGGCAUCGCCUGCAUGGUCGUUUGUACACGCUACAUGAGUAAAGAAAUCCUGACCAUACGUGAGGCUGUUUGGCUUACUGACAACACCUACAAAUAUGAGGACCUGGUUCGAAUGAUGGGAGAGGUCAUCUCUGUGCUUGGAGGAAAGAUCAGAAGCCCAACACUGCUGGACUAUGGGGAGGUGCUCCUGUCUCUGCUCCCCCUGGAGAGGAGGACCACUCACCUCUUCGGCUACAUCUGUGAGCUGUCACUGCUCUACUCUGCUCUCGCCGAACCGCAACCCGCCAAACUGGCCUGUGCUGCACUCCUUCUCACACGGGCACUACAUCACUAUGCUCCAGUCUGGCCCGGCCAGUUGGCUGACAACACAGGCUUCUCCAAGCAAGACCUUGUCUCUCUUUCCGUGCUGCUCUAUGUCAAGUGUUUCAGUCCAGAUGUUCCUAAAGACUACAGACACGUGUCCCUAACUGGAGUCAAGCAACGGUUUGAGGAUGAUCUCUACCAGCACAUCAGCAAAGAAAAGGUGAUGGAUUAUAAAGAACUGUGUCAGAUCCUGGAGAUUCCUGAGGUGGAGCCUCAGAUGGAGCCUCCCAGCCCGACUGGUCAACCAGCAGAUAUCCACACCUUCCUGGCUUCUCCAUCAAGCACCAGCAAGAGGAGACGCGAUGACGGCAUGCAGAGCCACAGAGCCAGCUUUGUGGCCACGCCCACGGCCGAGCUAUCCAGUCAGGAGGAGAAGCUGGUCGGCGACAUUCUGGACUGGAGCUUGGACACUUCCUGUUCAGGUUAUGAGGGGGACCAGGAGGAAGAAGGCGUGGGGGAGAAAGAUGGUGAUUGUUCAGUGAUAUCCAUCAAUCUGCUCCCUCUGAACGACGGAGAUGAAAAAGUCAAGCUCUGCAGAGCUCUGUCCAGUGAUGAAGACAGUUUUUGUGAAGUGGAAAAGGAGGUGAAAACAGAUUCCCAAGGCCAAGAACCCCUCUCCUCCUCUACAGACCUUCACAGUUCAGGCUACUCCUCUGUCCAGAGCGUGAGCCCCUCGUCCACCUGCUCCUCCACGCCCCUUGUGCCUUGCACGUUUAAGACCUAUGUGCCUUCCUUGGGUGUAGCCUCGGCCAACGCCCAACCAGGCUUCCAUCUUCUGGUUCCCAUGCAGAGGCCCCGGGGCACGUCCAGCAAACAAGUGAAGAGGAAGAACUCUGCAGCUCAUAGCGGAGGCGAGAUAGAAAGAGAAGAGGAUGAGGAAAGGGAAGAGGACAGGUAUUCUAACAGUGUUGGGUUUCUGAGCCUAUAGAUGCUGGUUAUUUUCUGCUCCAGCACUUCAUCAGUUCUCGACGUUGAUCUUCUCUCCUCUCAGUCUCCUCUCAGUCUGCACUGGUCCGUCAACUGUGCGAAGACCAGGACAUUUUGAGUUUAAGACAAGUAAGGGAAAAACAUGAAUAACCUAGAAACUUGCUUGUUUAACAAUACAUUUCUUUCAUUGUCUACAGUUAUUAGAAUACCUCCCAUGAAACUAGACUCACAGUCAGCUCUUAAACCACUGGAACAUAACUUCAUUUUCCUCAGGACCCUGGUACAUUGGUUGCCAGUUUUUACUUUACAGCCUUCUGCAACAAUACUCAAAACAUGUCAUGUCACAGACUUGUUUGGGGAAAGUUUUCAUUGUUAAAAUCAUGUUUUGGAAAGCCUAGCUGUCACGUCAUUGUGACGAUUUUUGGUUACCGUAGUCUCUGGUAUGCACUGUCAGGAAAAUAAUGUCGUAUUUGGUGAAGACCAUCAAUACGCGACUACUCGGUCAUUGUCUUUGUUGAUGAAAAUAUCUGAUACAACUUUUUUUUUUUUUUUUACUGUAUUAAUACUUGUUCAGUUUUGUACUAAGUUCUAUUUGUGUCUGCCAAAGGUACUGUGGUGAUGUCAUUUUGUGUAUUCAGGGGCAUCUACUUAAAAAGAAACAGCUGUGAAAUUAGUCCUUUUUUUUUUUUUUUUGUCGUCUGCAUCUUCUGUAUCCUUGUACAAAUACACCUGAUUUGCUGUUAGUGAUAUUUUUUUAACAAUAUUACCUUAACGGCAUUGAACCGUUUUCAGGAACACCAGACCAACCUAUGGAUGUUAACCAUGGAAAUACUGACACUCUGUAUGUUCAGUAAAAUGUGCUGGUAAUGGAACGAGCCAAGAAACGCCAUCGGAACACGUAUUGUACGGACCUCAGCCUCUUCAAGUGUUUGUUGCUGCAGUCUACUGUUCAUGAGAUGUAUUGAGGCACCCAAUAGAUGUGAAACUCUUUACAUGCUGAUGGAUUGAACUAGGUUUAGCACUUGUAUCAUAACAGAAGGGAAGCAAUUCAAUGAAAUGUAACUUUUUUUUUUUUUUUAAGCUUGAACAAUCAAUACUUAAAUGUUUUUUGAAUGGAUUGGAUUUGGCUCCUUGGAGAGAAGUGGAUGUUCAGACACUAAAGGAAAGAUUUAUCUUGAUGGCAGAGUACAGAUUGACUCAGUGAUUAUUUGCUGACUAAAUACAUUUUAAACUGUUUCUCAAUACUGGUUAUCACCUGUGUUUGUUUUAUAGCUGUACAUAGUACCAUAUGUAUAAAAAGAAGAAUAUGCCACUACUACUUGAAAUUGUUAUUGCUUCAUUCCAAAAAAGGCAGUUUUUUAUGUGAAGCUCGUUUUUCUACAAUACAGUAUUUCCUCACUAGAUUUGUGAUGUGAAUGUCAUUUUUGUAUUGAGUUCAAAUAAAAAAAGCCAUCAUGCAAGUU
Messenger RNA from Pleuronectes platessa (European plaice), 4074 nucleotides. RefSeq names its product cyclin F (gene ccnf). Gene Ontology annotation, cellular component: cytoplasm; centrosome; cyclin-dependent protein kinase holoenzyme complex. The transcript is spliced from 17 exons. Bases 258 to 2612 code for a protein of 784 amino acids. Gene Ontology annotation, biological process: regulation of cyclin-dependent protein serine/threonine kinase activity; mitotic cell cycle phase transition. NCBI's taxonomy places the organism in Eukaryota, Metazoa, Chordata, Actinopteri, Pleuronectiformes, Pleuronectidae. The record is from RefSeq and is a predicted model, not a curated record. Gene Ontology annotation, molecular function: protein binding; cyclin-dependent protein serine/threonine kinase regulator activity.